Molecule: messenger RNA, 1704 nt
Organism: Rotaria sp. Silwood2
Lineage: Eukaryota; Metazoa; Rotifera; Eurotatoria; Philodinida; Philodinidae
Source: the annotation of a GenBank genome assembly
AUGCCAAUAGACUAUCAAAACUUUUCAAAACAUCAACCACGUACCUGUGAAAUACGUUUAAAUAGGAGUGAUACAUCAUUCGGUUUUCAAACUGUUGAUCCUCUGACGAGUGUUGGUAUGUUUAUUCAAGAAGUAUAUCCGAAUUCGCCUGCCGCUAAUACAUCAUUACGUAAAUGUGAUCGAAUUAUUGAAAUUGAUGAUGACUUUGUUGAUAAUGUACCAAGUAGUACUAUCUUAGAAAAAUUGCGUACAGCAAAAUCAAACAAGCAUGUGAAAUUAUAUGUUGUUGAUACAGAAACUUACAAUUAUUUUCAAGAAAAUAAUAUACAAUUGUCAUCAAAAGAGUAUCGACAAAGCCCAUCUGCGAAGACACUUCCGAUAAAUUCAUAUAUUAUUGAACAUGAGUGGCCCAAAAAUGAUUGUGAUAAGUCGCAAUAUAGACAUAAUGAUAAUAGAUCUCGUAAUCAUGCAUCGCCACGUCAUAGACUUCAUAGCGUUGAUAUGAAUGCAUCGCCUGAGAGUAUCGAUAAUAGGUUUUUAGACUGUUAUCCUCGUCAAUCAAAUUCAUUAAAUACAGAAACAUUCGUUUGCAACGAACAUAUUACCACUUCAGCUAUCAUGAAAAGUUCACGUUUACCAAUUCAUGUUUGCAAAGGUGAUCUAAUAACACAGCAGACUGAUGUUAUUGUUGUAUCUUCAUCAUCACAGCGUUUAUUUAACAGCAUUUGUAAAGCUGGUGGAAGUUCUGUGUUAGCUUCAUACAAUGCAAAAUUGAGUAAACAUCCUGAAGCUCCCAUUAUUGUCGUUAAGGCUGUUGGACAACUUGCAUCAAAAAGAAUUUACUUCCUUCCAUUGAAACCAAGUUCCGAUACAUCCAUUCUUUGUAAAUCCAUUAAAAAGUUUGUUUCGAACGCAUUAGAAAAAGCACUGAAACAAAACUAUCAAAGCAUCACAUUUCCCGCUAUUGGUUGUGGCCAAUUUCGAUGUUCAGUCAGUGUUAUAGCAGGCGCCAUGAUUAGAGAAGUUCAUCGUAAAUUAAAAAUGCCUGACAUGUCGGUUUCAAUUAUAAUACAACCAGAAAAAGCAGAUAUCUAUGAUGAAUUUCAAAAGCAAAUUCAUUUAUUAGAGUCGACUUUAUCAACUGAUAAAUUGAGAACAAUCUUUGCAAUAUCUGAAAAAGGAAUAAUCGUAGUUGAAAAGGGAGAUAUAACAAUGCAAAAUGUGGAUGUUAUUAUUGGUAGCUCAUCAUCAGAUUUCUUGCGAGAAGCAAUAAUCAGAGCAGCUGGUAAUGAAGCUCAAACGGCGUAUAAUCUCGAAUUAAAAACUCAUCCAAAUUCUAUAUUAAUUGCAACACCAUCAGGAGCCUUACCCUGCAAAUAUAUCUUUUUUGUUAAAUGGGAACCUGAUAGUGAUGAAAACGUACUUGAACAAUCUCUUGUUGAUCUUAUAUAUACAGUUGUACAAAAUGUAAUAUCCCAUAAUUGUACGUCUGUUGCAUUUCCGGCCAUUGGAUGUGGAAAACACGGCUGUUCAGUAAAUAUUGUAGUUAAAACGAUGGUUCUAGAAAUGAAAAAACAUCUUAUGACAAGAAAUUUACCAUGGACAGUAAAAUUUGUCGUGGAACCUGAUCAAGAACAUAUUUAUGAUGAGUUUCGUAAACAAGUAUUAACAACACAGCAUGGUAAAACAAAUUCUCUCUAUUAA